CCUCGUUCUUCUAUUGAUAGACAUAUUCCCUGUUUCUUCCCUGCAGUCGGGACGAUGCAGAGCGAUGAGGAGGCUCCGAGAGGAAACAACGACUGAAAGAGGAAACCUUGGAAGGAAUGGAGCUGAGCCUCCUCUCACACUAGCUGCUCUCUGAUUGGCUGACACCAGCGUGAAGAUGGCCCAUCUGUUCCUCGCCAGUAAGAUCACCAUGCCGGACGACUUCCACAUCAAAGGUGGCGCCAGGAUCCAGAGGAGCGCCCCCAAGAUGCCGGCAUCCAUCUCCGCCGAGAAGCUUCGGUCCAUGCCCAGGAAGGACAGUGUCAUCGUGACGACACGUGUCCCCCGCGUCCCCCACGUCAACGAGGUCCAACUGACGGCAGCGACCGGCGGUGCGGAGAUGUCCUGCUACCGCUGCAUCAUCCCGUUCGCCGUGGUGGUGCUCAUUGCCGGCGUGGUGGUGACGGCCGUGGCCUACGCCUUCAACUCCCACGGCUCCAACAUCUCGGUGCUGGGGCUGGUGCUGCUGUCCGCUGGGCUGGGCCUGCUGGGCUCCAGCGCCAUCUGCUGGAGGCUCCGACAGAAGAAGAAGAGCGACAAGCGGCGGGAGAGCCAGACCACGCUCAUGGCCGGACAGGGGUACUGCGUGGCCUGAUGGACACCCCUCCAGCUGGUCUCAUGACGUUCAGGGAGAAUCACAAUCCAGACAAACAGGACAUGAAUCUGAACCCCUUCAGGUUUGUGUCCUCCGGCCUUCAGGCUCUGACUCUGCAGGACGAACGCCGGCCAAGUUAAGCCCCUGGAAACAUAUUUAUGGAGACUUGAACGAAGGCUAAAGUUUAUUUCACAAACCUUUCUCAUCCUUCAACCAUUAGUCUGGUUUAUAUCGUGUGGUUUCUGGACUGAGGAGCUCUCAGUGAACAGAUAUUAUAUCAGCUACAUGAUUCUCAGUCUGACUGCUUCCAUGAAUACACAUUUACAAAACCAGUUUGUUUAAUCAUUACACAUCAAUGAGGUGAAUUCAGGUCUAAAUGAGUAUUUAUAUGUCAGGUUGUGUUUGCAUGGACUUCUUCUUCUUCUACAUUCUUGACUGAGCAGAUACCUGAAUAUAAACUGUCGUAUGUAGCCGUCGCCUGAAAAGCUCAUUAAUGAUGUACAGCACCGAACUAAAUGCUGCUAAUAAGCUCUAAUAGAAAAACAUUUAAAAAGGUACUUUACUGUUGAAGCUCGUCUUCCUGAGACAACGUGCAGCUGUCGUUUUACUCUGGGAUUCAGUCACACAGGAACAAAGAUAAAGGUCAGAUCUCAAGCUGGGUUCAGACUCAAAGACGUUUCAUGGUUUGAUAUUUUUAAUAAAGUUCCAGGAACUUUAACAAAAAGAGUUCAAAUGUUCAAAGAGUUUUCACUCACAUCUUAACUCCUAAUUGUUGAGCUACAUGAAAUAAAAUGAUGAUGAAAAUUAAUACAAUUUUAGCACGACAAGUUCAUCUUUAAAUUCCUGACAGAUAAUUCCUCUACUAGAACUAAUUUACCUGCAAGUUUUUAUCUUUGUGUUGCAAUAAUAACAACAAACAUUUACAUAAAGCUGCACAGCUGAUUAAAUAGAUGAAAAAUAUCCCUUGAAGUUAACAAUUAAAUAGAUUCAAAACAUGCAAUUAAUUUGCAUUAACUGAUGUAAAUCAUGCGAUUAAUCGCGGUUAAAUAUUUUUAUCUAUCGAUAGCCCAUGAAGAUAAAUCUGAGAUGGAUCCAUCAGAGGCUCCGUGUCAUUGAGUGGAAACACAAUAUAUAUUUUAUAUUUUAUAUUUUAUUCAUAUGUUUAGUCCCAAUCAGACCAGUCUCAGGUCUUUUAAAGAACUGAUGCCUGAAACAAACAGGAAAUAAGAGUGUUCCAUUAACCACGUUCCUCUGAUCUCUCGGGCCCGUCUAUUUGCUGGAACGAGGCGACUCAUCCAGCAUCGUCUGUGUUUCCUGCUGUAGUCUGAACCCAACAUGAGGUAUGCGGGUAGCUCCAUGUGACUGAACCACUGAGCAUCACCCAGACUGCUGCUGUGGUCACUCAGUCUCUGAUAUGCAUGCCUCUCCGUCUGUCAGUCUGUCCACUAGUCCACAUGUAGCGGAGGGUCACUCUCCUUCACCUCCAGCCGUCCGUCUUAUUUAUUCUGAAACACAUUUGUUCUAUUAAACUCAAGAUUUAAUCCAAAACGAA
Messenger RNA from Mugil cephalus (flathead mullet), 2204 nucleotides. RefSeq names its product transmembrane protein 100-like. The record is from RefSeq and is a predicted model, not a curated record. Lineage: Eukaryota; Metazoa; Chordata; Actinopteri; Mugiliformes; Mugilidae. The coding region runs from base 176 to 652 and encodes 158 amino acids. Gene Ontology annotation, biological process: cellular response to BMP stimulus. The transcript is spliced from 2 exons.